AUGCAAUAUUCUGUUUCGCACGCAAUUUACAGUAACGAAAUACGUAAAGGUCAGGCCGUCCGAAGGCUACCAAGUGUGAUUAUUAUUGGCGUGAAGAAAUGUGGGACUAGAGCUCUACUGGAAUACAUGAAGCUCCACCCUGCCAUUAAAGCACCGGGCCCGGAGCCACACUUCUUUGACAGAAAUUAUCAUCUCGGACUCGACUGGUACAGAUCAAAGAUGCCGCUAACAUAUGACGAUGAAAUUACAGUGGAGAAAACGCCACGGUACUUUGUGACCCCAGGUGUGCCAGAGAGAAUUUUCAAUAUGUCAAACGUAACUAAACUUCUUCUUGUAACUCGAGACCCAGUUGUCAGGGCCAUGUCAGAUUUUACACAAUCUGUAAGCAAAGGUGGCAACAGUACAAAAGUAUCUUUCACGAGCCGAGUUUUAAGAAGAAAUGGCAAAGUAAACACGCAUUCAUCUAUUGUGGAAACUGGACUAUACGUAAAAUACAUGCAACAGUGGUUGCAUAUAUUUGGUAAGAAAAAUAUACACUUGGUUAGUGGAGAAAAUCUAAUCAAUAAUCCAAUAGAAGAACUCGAAAAAGUGCAAGAUUUUAUUGGAGUAGAACGAAAAAUCAAUAAAAGUGCAAUAUAUUUUAACGCAACUCGGGGAUUUCCUUGCAUUUAUCGACGAGAUAAAAAUCCAUCUCAUAAGUGUUUUGGACAAACGAAAGGACGUAGUCACAUACACGUAGGCCAUGACAUUUUGAAAAAGUUAUACGACUUUUACAGCAUAUACAAUCAGUAUUUCUUUACGCUCAUGCAUGUUCAAUAUAAUUGGACGACUUGUUUAAAAUAAUAUACAAAUUGCCAAAAAAUGUGAAGUAGAGAAGCUAAAUCAAAGGAUUGACCCAUAGCAUUGACCAACCAGUGCAGUAUUAAUAUGUUAUUCAUAACAC
Messenger RNA from Dreissena polymorpha, 943 nucleotides. RefSeq names its product heparan sulfate glucosamine 3-O-sulfotransferase 2-like. NCBI's taxonomy places the organism in Eukaryota, Metazoa, Mollusca, Bivalvia, Myida, Dreissenidae. The transcript is spliced from 2 exons. Bases 1 to 843 code for a protein of 280 amino acids. The record is from RefSeq and is a predicted model, not a curated record. Gene Ontology annotation, molecular function: [heparan sulfate]-glucosamine 3-sulfotransferase activity.